AUGGAUACUAAGACAUUAGCAUACGACUAUGCAAAAGUGAAUAGCGUGCAUGUGCCUGAUAAUUGGCAUACUAAUAAGAAAGCUUCUAAAGAUUGGCUCAUUGGAUUUUUAAAAAAAAAUUCAUCUUUGUCAAUUAGAACUCCACAAGCCACAAGCUUAGGACGGACGACUAGUUUUAACAGACAUAAUGUUUCCGAAUUUUUCACUAAAUUAUCUCGGGUAUAUGAACAAUAUAAAUUUGGUUGUCAAGAUAUCUGGAAUAUAGAUGAAACAGGAGUUACUACAGUGCAACGUCCUGAUAAAAUUAUUGCGUCAAAAGGAAUUAAACAAGUUGGUGCAGCAACAUCUGGUGAAACUGGAAGUUUAGUGACUCUUGUUUACGCUGUAAGUGCUUGCAGAAAUAGUGUACCACCACUUUUGAUAUUUCCACGGAAAUAUUUUAAAGAACACUUUGUAGCUGAUGGACCACCUGGCUGUAUUGGUUCUGCAAAUCCUAGUGGGUGGGUUACUAGCGAAGAAUUUUUAUUAUUCAUCAAACACUUUGUAAAACAUACAAAAUAUUCAAAAGAACAUCCAGUUCUUAUUGUGCUUGAUAACCUUGCGUCACACUUAAGCGUUAAUAUUGUCGUGAAAAUGGUAUUAUUCUUUUGUCAUUUCCCCCUCAUACGUCACACAAACUACAGCCAUAGAUAG
Messenger RNA from Myzus persicae (green peach aphid), 693 nucleotides. RefSeq lists its product as uncharacterized. NCBI's taxonomy places the organism in Eukaryota, Metazoa, Arthropoda, Insecta, Hemiptera, Aphididae. The coding region runs from base 1 to 693 and encodes 230 amino acids. Gene Ontology annotation, cellular component: nucleus. Gene Ontology annotation, molecular function: DNA binding. The transcript has a single exon. The record is from RefSeq and is a predicted model, not a curated record.